AGUGCGCUGGGAGCCGCGGGGAGAGGAGGACGUGCACAUGGAGGAGACAGACACCGCUUGUCCACAGUCCUCGGUGCGCUCUCGGCUCGGAAGGACAGGACAGCCUGGCGGGAUGGAGGACAUCAGCGGCAGACCCUCUGCCCCAGCUGCUACAGCGUGUGUGUGGACUCCGGAGCUCCUGCGCGUCUUUUGACCAAGGAGCGAUUGGACGAGUGCGCACAGCCAGAGCCUCCGUGCGGGUUUUGCGGACACAACGUUUUUUGAGCCGCUCCGGAGCUUUGUCUCCACCUGGAUCCGUCGGCGCCUGUGGUUUCCCCUGCUGUCAAGAGGACUGGGUAGGACACGAUGCGAACCCGAUUCCCAAGCGUUGCUGUUCCCCAAAAGCAUGUGCGCCGCGCCACCGACCGCCACUGAGCUCCAGAGUCCGCCCGCACCAUGCUCCUCCUGUGGGUCCCGGUGAGCUUGGUCCUCGGCUUCAUCAUCUCCCAGACGUGGAGCGUGCAGAUGUCCUGGGAGAACUGGGACUCCGAGCUGCGCAACCGGGGCAACGAGUUCGAGAAGCCGAGCUCGCAGCCGCACAUCGUGUUCAUCCUGGUGGAUGACCAGGGCUUCCGGGACGUUGGGUACCACGGCUCCGAGAUCAAAACCCCGACACUGGACCGACUGGCAGCCGAGGGAGUCAAGCUGGAGAACUACUACGUGCAGCCGCUGUGCAGCCCCUCCAGGAGCCAACUCAUGACCGGCAGGUAUCAAAUCCACACAGGCCUUCAACACUCGAUCAUCCGACCUACCCAGCCGAACUGCCUGCCCCUGGACAAUGUCACCCUGCCCCAGAAGCUCAAGGAAGCUGGAUACUCCACUCACAUGGUGGGCAAGUGGCACCUGGGCUUCUACAAGCGGGGCUGUAUGCCCACCCAGCGAGGCUUCGACUCUUUCUUUGGCUCCCUGCUAGGCAGCGGGGACUACUACAGUCACUAUAAAUGUGAAGGGCCUAGUAUGUGUGGUUAUGACCUGUACGAAGGGGAGGAGGCAGCUUGGGAGCAGGACCGUGGCAUGUACUCUACUGUGAUGUUUACUCGAAAGGCUAUCAAUAUCCUUGCCAAUCAUAACCCUCGCAGUCAACCGUUGUUUCUCUACUUAGCCUUCCAAGCUGUUCACUCCCCACUGCAGGUUCCUGCCCGCUACCUCGAGCGCUACAAGGGCAUUCCAAACCCGCAUCGUCGUAAAUAUGCUGCCAUGGUGUCUUGCCUGGACGAAGCCAUCCAUAACCUCACAUUAGCAUUAAAACGCUAUGGGUAUUAUGACAAUACAGUUAUAGUGUACUCCUCAGAUAAUGGAGGCCAGCCACUAGCUGGUGGAAGCAACUGGCCCCUGAGAGGGAGUAAGGCCACGUACUGGGAGGGGGGAAUCAGGGCAGUGGGCUUUGUUCACAGUCCCCUGUUGGUGAACAAAGGGACAAAAUGUCGGUCUUUGGUCCAUAUCACUGACUGGUUCCCCACACUGGUGACCUUGGGUGAAGGGACGAUAGAUGAAGAUCUCAAUCUGGAUGGGUACGAUGUCUGGGAGGCAAUAAGUGAAGGGCGGCCGUCGCCUCGACAGGACAUUCUUCAUAACAUCGACCCAAUCUACAUUAAAGCCAAGAACGGUUCGUGGAAGGCUGGGUAUGGCUUAUGGAACACCGCUGUCCAGGCUGCGCUCCGGGUGGGCCACUGGAAGCUCCUCACGGGUGUUCCGGGUUACAGUGACUGGGUACCCCCUCAAACAUUCUCCAACCAGCGGCUAACAAAUCGCUGGCAUAAUGAGCGCGUCCGUUGGGACCGAGGUAAAUCCAUCUGGCUUUUCAACAUCACGGCCGACCCUUACGAGAGAGUGGACUUGUCUCAGCGCUACCCACACAUAGUGAAAAAGAUGCUAAUGCGAUUAGCACAUUACAACAAGACGGCAGUAGCAGUGCGCUACCCAUCCAAAGACCUGCGUUCUAACCCCCAGUACAAUGGGGGCGUAUGGGGACCCUGGUACAAAGAAGAGAGGGAUAAGCAGGAGGAGGAUGAGAGAGACAAUCAUUUGUUUAACAACCAUCUUGGAAAAAGAAGGUGGAAAAAGAAGUCAAACAGAAAGCUGAAAAGGAAGGUAGAAGAAUAGCUUGGCCCAUUUGUGAAAGACUUCAGUUGCCUUUUCUCAGGGAUAGACACUUCCUGAUUCAGGAUUGUCUUCUUCAGACUCUCGAACUCCAGUUAGUUUUAACUUGACUCCAGUUUAUGCUGUAUGGAAAACAAUGCAGAUAGACCUGUUGAAAUGCCUCAUUAGAAUUAGGAAAAGCUCCACUCAUUCAAACACUACUGUCGUGCCCAGACACAGCUAAGACCUCAUGUUAUUGUUAGGGGCAUUGAGCGAAUGUUUAUUUUUCUAGAUUGUGUUGCAUGCUUGAACUGUUGUCACCUUUGAAUUCCUCUGUAUAUUCAUGUCUCACUAAAAGUAAAAAAGAAUUGUUCAUAGACAGUUGCCAUAAAUCAUGGUGACAGAAAAAUAAAGACGUAGCUCUUUUAUGCUGUUGAUUGCAGAGAUACAGUAUCGUGGAAACAAAUGUAGGAUUUAUGUGAUGUGUGAGUUGUUGUAUGUUGGUUUUAUAAGCACAGUCUGUCUGAACUUAGGAAUAAUAGAUUUUGUUCCCCCUUUUAGAUGAUGUCUGGUCUGGCACCAGGCCAACCUGAAUGUAAGACAAACUCACAAAAUAAAAGCCCCAGACACAAA
Messenger RNA from Pleuronectes platessa (European plaice), 2751 nucleotides. RefSeq names its product arylsulfatase family, member J (gene arsj). The coding region runs from base 436 to 2142 and encodes 568 amino acids. NCBI's taxonomy places the organism in Eukaryota, Metazoa, Chordata, Actinopteri, Pleuronectiformes, Pleuronectidae. The record is from RefSeq and is a predicted model, not a curated record. The transcript has 2 exons.